AUGCUCGCCCCUAGAGCGGCGCCGAGGAAGGCCGCGGGCAUCACGCGGAUGGCCACCCGCGGCCUCGCCACCGUCCAAGACAGCAUUCCCCGGACGUACGGCAAUCUCAAGGACCAAGAUCGCAUCUUCCAGAACCUCUACGGCCGAUACCCUCCGGAUCUAAAGCAUGCGAAGAAGAUGGGCGACUGGCAUAAGACGAAAGAAAUCAUUCUCAAGGGCCAUGACUGGAUCAUCAAUGAGGUCAAGGCCUCGGGUCUCCGUGGCCGCGGUGGUGCCGGAUUUCCAUCUGGAUUGAAAUGGUCUUUCAUGAACUUCAAGGACUGGGACAAGGAUACUAAGCCUCGCUAUCUGGUGGUCAACGCCGACGAGGGUGAGCCUGGAACGUGCAAGGACCGUGAAAUUAUGCGAAAGGACCCCCACAAGCUUGUCGAAGGCUGCCUUGUCGCCGGCAGGGCCAUGAAUGCCACCGCAGCCUAUAUCUACAUUCGUGGAGAGUUCGUGGAGGAGGCCAUCGUCCUCCAGCGUGCCAUCAACGAAGCGUAUGCGGCUGGCCUUAUCGGAAAGAAUGCUUGCGACUCUGGCUACGACUUUGAUGUCUAUAUCCACCGCGGUGGCGGUGCCUACGUUUGCGGUGAAGAGACUUCCCUCAUCGAGUCUCUCGAGGGCAAGCAGGGCAAGCCCCGUCUAAAGCCCCCUUUCCCCGCCGCGGUCGGUCUGUUUGGCUGCCCCUCCACCGUCGCCAACGUCGAGACCAUCUCCGUCGCCCCCACCAUCUGCCGCCGUGGUGGAAACUGGUUCGCUGGCUUCGGCCGCGAGCGCAACCAAGGCACCAAGCUCUACUGCAUUUCCGGUCAUGUCAACAACCCCGCCACCGUUGAGGAGGAGAUGUCGAUCCCUCUUCGUGAUCUGAUUGAGAAGCACUGCGGUGGUGUUCGUGGUGGAUGGGACAAUCUCUUGGCCAUUAUCCCCGGUGGAUCAUCGACCCCUAUUCUCCCCAAGAACAUCUGCGACGACCAGCUCAUGGACUUCGACGCACUCAAAGAUAGCCAGUCCGGUCUCGGUACCGCGGCGGUCAUCGUUAUGGACAAGAGCACCGAUGUCGUUCGUGCGAUUGCUCGUCUCAGCAAGUUUUACCGACACGAGAGUUGUGGCCAGUGCACGCCAUGCAGAGAGGGAAGCAAGUGGACAGAGCAGAUCAUGAGCCGGUUCGUGGAGGGCCAGGGUCGCGCCAGGGAGAUUGACAUGCUCCAGGAGUUGACGAAGCAGGUUGAGGGUCACACAAUUUGCGCUCUUGGAGAAGCUUUCGCUUGGCCCAUUCAGGGUCUCAUCCGCCACUUCCGACCGGAGCUUGAGGCGAGGAUGCAGGAGUUUGCUCAACUGUCUGGCGGUGAGGCUCUCGCGGGAGGCUGGGCCCAUGACACCAAGUCCAAGGGCAAGCUCGUUUCGCCGGGCCAGUAA
This is a messenger RNA of Parascedosporium putredinis, 1458 nucleotides long. NCBI's taxonomy places the organism in Eukaryota, Fungi, Ascomycota, Sordariomycetes, Microascales, Microascaceae. The record is from the annotation of a GenBank genome assembly.